Molecule: messenger RNA, 3189 nt
Organism: Pelagomonas calceolata
Lineage: Eukaryota; Pelagophyceae; Pelagomonadales; Pelagomonadaceae
Source: the annotation of a GenBank genome assembly
AUGCGGAAAGCAAUGCUGCCAUUCCUCCUGGCGGCAGCCGCCAGCGCCGACACCCGCAAGCUCACCAACCCAUGCCUCUCCGCACCGUUCGCAGCGCUGCCGUUCUGCAACGCAUCGCUCACAAUUGACCAACGUUCAAGAGACGCCGUCGGCCGAAUGUCACUAACGGAAAAGAUCGACGCGCUGGGCACGGAGCAGGGCCCGACGCCGUCGCUGGGCCUCGGAAAGUACGACUGGUGGUCCGAGGCGACGUCAGGCGUGGCGAACGGCGCCCACGGCGCGGACGGUUUCCAUACACACUUCGCCUAUCCCGUGACCACAGGCAUGGCUUUCAACCGGAGCCUCUGGCGAGUAACAGGAGAGGCCAUCGGGCGGGAAGCGAGGGCGCUCAUGAACGCCGGCAAGGCCUAUUCCACGUUGUGGACGCCCGUCGUCAACCUCGCGCGCGACCCGCGCUGGGGGAGGAACGUCGAGGUGCCCGGCGAGGACCCCUUUCUCACCGGAGAGUAUGCAUCAUCCUUCAUCAGCGGCCUACAAAACAAACAGGGCGGCUUCCUCCAGGCGUCGGCGUGCUGCAAGCACUUCGUGGCCAACGAGCUCGAGAAAACCACACAACUUGACGGCGAGGAGUAUGAUAGACGGCACGAUAAUGCGCAAGUGACUGAGCGCGACCUGCUUGAUUCUUAUUUGCCGCCUUUUGAAGCUUGUGUUAGAGCGGGCGUGUCCGGGUUGAUGUGCUCCUACAAUUCACUUAAUGGUGUGCCGGCGUGCGCUUCCAAAGAAUUGCUCGACACUGCGAAGUCCUGGGGCUUCGACGGCUACGUCACAUCAGACUGCGACGCGGACCGCAACGUCUACAACACGCACAAGUACGCGGCGACGCGCGCCGAGGCCGUCUGCGACUGUGUGGAAAUCAACCAGUGAGUUAGGUUAGUGGACCUUCGUGAGCCUCCACGCCAUCGAGCCGACGCGAUCACGAGGACAACUUCGCGUCGAUGGCGUGGAAUCGCCACGCCAUCGCCCAGACGCAGCUACGGAGGCAUGUCGCGUCGAUGGCGUGGGGCGCCCGAAAUUUGAUUUCCACACAGGUCCGCGACGUCCUGACGGCAGGAACAGACGUCGAUUGUGGGGAAUUCGUUACUCGUCAUGCUUCGAAGGCGCUCGCCGAGGGCCUGGUUGACGAGGCUUUAAUUGAUGAGCGGCUCGUCAACCUCUUUAAGGUUAGAUUAAGGCUCGGCCACUUCGACCUGAGUUUUGAUAAUAAGAAGCCGCGGGGACCCUUAGAUAUGAUACCCGAAAGUGUUGUUUGCUCGAAGGCGCACGUGCAGACAAGUUAUGAAGGCGUCGCGCAGUCCGCAACGCUGUACAAGAACGACGGUGCCUUGCCCCUUCGAAGGGUGGAGACGCUGCUCGUGAGCGGCCCAACGGCGAAUAUUUCCCAAGUCCUGGCGAGCUACUACGGGCCUCGUGAUGUUUGUGGCGGCGCUUACCCUGGCCUCGUGGACGCCGUGCGCGAAGCGGGCCGCGUCGACGUCGUCUACGAGCAGGACCUCGACCGCGCGGUUGCGGCCGCAUCUACGGUCGACGCCGUCGUCCUGGCGCUCGGCACUGAUUUAAACUACGCCCGCGAGGGCAGGGACGCGCCAUCGAUCAGAUUGCCGGCGGACCAGCUGCGAUUGGUCGAGGAGGUCGCCGCCGCGGCCAGAAAGCCGAUCACCGUCGUGCUCCUCACGGCGACGCCGCUCGAUAUAACCGCGCUGAAGGCCAAUGACAAAGUUGGCGCCAUCGCGCACCUCGGCCAGCCGUCCGUCGCCGUCGUCGGCUUUAGUGAUCUGCUGUACGGACGGCGGUCCUUCGCGGGCCGAGCCGUCCAGACGGUCUACCCCGCGGCCUACGAGGAUGCCAUCUCCAUCGCCGAUUUCAACAUGCGGCCGGGGCCCUCGGUCUUCGCGCGGCCCGACUGCGCCAUGAAGAAUGUUUCAAGGUGUCCGCGAGGCGUGAACCCGGGCCGCACGUACCGGUUCUACGAAGGUAAAGCUGUCGUGCCCUUCGGCUUCGGGCUGUCUUAUACGACGUUCCGCUAUGCCUUGCGCGUCGUGGGCGCGACUUCGUUCGUGGUGGACGUGACGAAUACUGGUAGCAUGGCCAGCGACGACGUCGUUUUGCUGUUCCUCGUUCCACCAAACGCGGGCGCCGACGGCGUGGCGCUCAAAAAUCUCGUGGCGUUCGACCGCGUCCAUGUUGGUGUGAACGCGACGGUGUCCGUGGCGCUCUCUGUGCCUUCUACGGUCUUCGCAAAGAAGGGCGCCUACCGCGUCGAGGCCGGCGUCCGCGGCGAUUCAAGAGUGGGGUUCGACGCGGCGACGGUGUUUGUUCGCGGCGGCGGCGUCGUAUAGUUGUAAUUGCUGUGUAUUUUGUUUCCUAGACAGCGCCGGGUUUUUGUAAAUAGUUCCAGCCACACACGCAAAACGUCACAACCGGCCGAGCGAUUUUGAGUGGGACGGAGAAAUAGAUUGCGUUUCGACUCCUAAGCGACGGAAGCGAACGCGUAGCCGCAGUGGUGGCCGACUCAGCUUUUUUUUUCAGAGCAGGCGAUUCUCGGUAAUCGCAAGGCCCGCGACGACCUGUGUGGAAAUCAAAUUUACGGCGCAUCCGACACACUGGUUCAUUUCCACAGGCGACGACCGCAUCCGGCGCUACAACAACCGCAUCUUCGAGCUGCACCGCGCGGCGUCGAGUGUGGUGGAUGAGGACUGGGACCCGUCGAACCCGUCGCUCCAGAGCGCCUGCGAGGCGUCGCCGGCGCGCUGCGGCGACGAGUACUCCUUCGUCGCGGCGUCGGCGAACGACCUCGACUCGAGCGUCUACCGCAUCUCGAAGCAGAACGCCGAGGCCGCCCAUAAAAUCGCCGAGGCCGAGCACAAGCAGCUCGUCGCGUCGCUCACGUCGGCCGAGCGCGACAAGCGGGAGCACUACAAGCGCCGCGCAGCGCGGCUCGCGAAGAGUCCGGCGCACGCGCGGCGCAAGAGCCAGCCCAAAACGCGCAAGGACGAGAAGAUCUUCCCCGACGGCCAGGACUCCGUCAACGUGGCCGGUCUCGGCGCCGAGGAGCACCUCGCGGCGAUCCACGCGGACCAGUUCCACCGACUGCUCAGGGCGGACUCGUUCGACGACUUCCAGGAUAUGUAA